CAGGCCGACCCCUCGAACCUGUGAGGUCCAGUGCCAGCGUCCUUGCGCGUUUCGAGACUCCCACCUCACCUCUUACUACCUACUUGUAUCUGUCAUCUCUCAACCUCUCCCCCCAGACCUCGUCCGCUCCAAUAUAUCCCAUCCCGCUCGCCUGCCUUUUGCAUCUGGGCCUUCGCUAGCGCUUGCUCUGCGAUCCAGCCCACUUGCUUCCUUGGAGGGAUUCUAGCCUCCACAGGCUCUCCGCCAUCCCAACUUAAGUUCUUAUUAACCCCCCCCCCAAAUCGCAGCGGCGCCCCGUCCCGCUGCCCAGUGCCCAGUGCCCAGUGUCUGCCCCCUGGACAUCUCCUGAAACUCGCCGUUCCCAUCCCUCUCUCCCCUCGCCCAUCCGCCCGCUCGAGUCCAGUCGAGACGAGUUGAUCCCACGAUGGAUUCUAAUAACAACCGCCUGUUCCUCAACUUUGGAGGCAACAGCAACGACCGCCUCACCGCUUCCGACCGCACGUAUCCAACCACCCCCUCGACAUUCCCACAGCCCGUCUUCCCCUCCGGCUCUGGGCAGCCCGCCAUGCAACACCAGCAGCAGCAACAACAAUACGCCGGCGGCGGCUACAACGCCCAGGGCUAUUUUGUCCAGAACAACCAGUACGCUCCUCAGUACCAGGGCCAACCGGGCAAUGACUACGCCAACCAGAACGCCGCCUACCAGCCGCGAUCCAACACACCGGGCACCAACGACCCCAACACCGGCCUUGCUCACCAGUUCUCCCACCAGAACCUGGGAGGCGCCGCCAGAGCCCAGCAGUAUGGCUCUCGGGCACCUCCACAGCGUCCUAGAACUGCUGGCGCAUCGGGACAGCAGCCUGGGUACAACAACUACAUGAAUGCUCCACCCAUGCCUGGCCAGACCGCCGCUCCUGUUCCCGAGUUCCAGCAAGCCCCCGAGCGCAACCCCGACCGAUACGGCUCCAGUGCCAACAGCAACCAGAAGAAAUGCUCUCAGCUGGCCGCUGAUUUCUUCAAGGACAGUGUCAAGCGUGCUAGGGAGCGCAAUCAAAGACAGAGCGAGCUGGAGCAGAAGCUCCAGGACCCGGGCCAGAGCUCAGGUCGGAGAGAGCAGCUAUGGUCCACUGCCGGAAGGAAGGAGGGCCAGUAUCUCCGUUUCCUGCGAACAAAGGACAAGCCCGAAAACUACAACACCGUCAAGAUUAUCGGAAAGGGUGCUUUCGGAGAGGUCAAGUUGGUGCAGAAGAAGGGAGACGGCAAGGUCUACGCCAUGAAGUCUCUUAUCAAGACGGAAAUGUUCAAAAAGGACCAGCUGGCCCACGUUCGAUCAGAGCGAGACAUUCUCGCCGAGUCCGACAGUCCUUGGGUCGUCAAGCUCUACACUACCUUCCAGGACUCGUACUUCCUCUACAUGUUGAUGGAGUUCUUGCCUGGUGGAGAUCUCAUGACCAUGCUUAUCAAGUACGAAAUCUUCUCUGAGGAUAUUACGCGAUUCUACAUUGCCGAGAUUGUCCUCGCCAUUGACGCCGUCCACAAGCUCGGUUUUAUCCAUCGUGAUAUUAAGCCUGACAAUAUUCUCCUUGAUCGAGGCGGUCACGUCAAGUUGACCGAUUUCGGUCUCUCUACUGGCUUCCACAGACUUCACGACAACAACUAUUACCAGCAGCUGUUGCAGGGCCGGUCCAACCGUCCCCGUGACCGAACCUCCGUGGCCAUUGACCAGAUCAACCUUACUGUUAGCAACCGAUCCCAGAUCAACGAUUGGCGACGGUCACGAAGACUGAUGGCCUACUCCACCGUCGGAACCCCUGACUACAUCGCCCCUGAAAUUUUCACUGGACACGGAUACACCUUUGACUGCGAUUGGUGGUCACUGGGAACUAUCAUGUUCGAGUGCUUGGUUGGCUGGCCCCCGUUCUGUGCCGAGGAUAGCCAUGACACCUACCGCAAGAUUGUCAACUGGAGGCAAACCCUGUACUUCCCCGACGACAUCACACUGGGCGUUGACGCGGAGAAUCUGAUCCGAAGCAUGGUUUGCAACACCGAGAACCGACUUGGUCGGGCCGGUGCACAUGAGAUCAAGAGCCACGCCUUCUUCCGUGGCGUCGAGUUCGACAGCCUGCGUAGAAUCCGAGCUCCUUUUGAGCCGCGCUUGACGUCCAACAUCGACACGACCUACUUCCCUACCGAUGAAAUUGACCAGACCGACAACGCGACGGUCCUCAAGGCUCAGGCCCUCCAGUCGGGCCGUGGCCCUGUGGAGGAGACUCCGGAAAUGAGCUUGCCCUUCAUCGGCUACACUUUCAAGCGGUUCGAUAACAACUUCCGAUAAUUGCAGCCUGGAAGGACAAACACUCAACCUACUUACAUGAUCGAGAGAAUCUUGCUCUGCGAAUGGACUUCCUCUAGCCCGGCGGGAAGAGAGUGGGCGGUAGCAAUGCAACGAGCGCGGAAAUGUUGCUGUUCAGCGGUUGUCAGACGGCGUAGCGUGGAUCUGGGGCCAACUAUCCUCUUCCACCUUUCAGGAUCUGCCUCUCGUCUCUCUCGUCAUUACCCCAGGCUCCUCUUUUGCAAUAUUUGUACGUAAUCCAACAGGCGGGAGGGUUGAGUUGAAAGGUUGGCACUUAGACUUGGGUGAAGCGUGUGCUAUAUCUUGCCAUUUUAUUGUCCUGGGCAUGUCUCUAAAAGAUGAGGUAUAGACGUGCUCAUAGCCAUUAAAGCCUAAUUGAAAAAAAGUAGCUGGUA
Messenger RNA from Ilyonectria robusta, 2748 nucleotides. RefSeq names its product kinase-like domain-containing protein. The transcript has 4 exons. Gene Ontology annotation, biological process: peptidyl-serine phosphorylation; intracellular signal transduction. Gene Ontology annotation, molecular function: ATP binding; protein serine/threonine kinase activity. Lineage: Eukaryota; Fungi; Ascomycota; Sordariomycetes; Hypocreales; Nectriaceae. The coding region runs from base 425 to 2335 and encodes 636 amino acids. The record is from RefSeq and is a predicted model, not a curated record.